Molecule: messenger RNA, 3525 nt
Organism: Erigeron canadensis
Lineage: Eukaryota; Viridiplantae; Streptophyta; Magnoliopsida; Asterales; Asteraceae
Product: TMV resistance protein N-like
Exons: 6
Coding region: 88-3447 (1119 amino acids)
Biological process (GO): signal transduction; defense response
Molecular function (GO): ADP binding; protein binding
Source: RefSeq, a predicted model, not a curated record
UUGAGAUUUUGCUGAUAGGUCAUGCAAGGAUUGACCUUUGACAAGACUUGAUUGAGAUCAUUGUGUAAAGAGGUGGGUCCCAAGCUCAUGAUAAAGCUAGUUAGAAAGAGUUUUAGAGGUAAAGAUACCCGCAAGACCUUUGUAGACCAUCUCUACUAUGCUCUUCAACAACAUGGCAUCCUUACCUACAAGGAUGAUGAAAUGCUUGAUCGAGGUGAUACCAUUGGCCCAUCUCUCUUCGAAGCUAUAGAAGAAUCAUGGAUUUUGGUGAUCAUAUUUUCUGAAAACUAUGCCGAUUCUUCCUGGUGUUUGGAUGAGCUUUCACAUAUCAUGGAUUGCAAGGAUAGUGAGACAGGACAAAUUGUUUUCCCUAUAUUCUAUAACGUGGAUCCUUCUGAUGUCAGAAAACAAAAAAGAAAAUACGGAGAAGCAUUUGCCAAACACGAGUUGUUAGAAGAUAACAAGAACAAAGUUGAAUCAUGGAAAAAAGUACUCGUUGAUGCAAGUAAUAUUGCUGGAUGGGAACCCAAACACGUUGCUAAUGGGCACGAAGCAAAAUGUAUCCAAGAGAUUGUUAAUUCAAUUUUAGGUAAAUUGUCAUGGAGGUCAAGGAUGAGGAUGAAGAGCUUAAAUCCAGUGGUUGAGGAUAAAGAGCUUGUUGGAAUGGGAACUCGAUUAAAGUAUUUGAAAUCCAGGUUAAAUAUUGGAUCAGGUGGUGUGCGCAUGAUUGGAAUAUGGGGGCUUGGGGGUGGUGGUAAGACCACCCUCGCUACUUCUCUUUACUUGGAAAGCUCUGGUCUAUACGAUGGUUGUUGCUUUGUUGACAAUAUCCGGGAGGUAUCCAGACAACAAAAUGGUUUAAAAAAACUACAACGAAAAGUUUUAUCUGCUAUUUUUGGCAAAAAAAUGCAAGUUGAGAGUGUUGAUAUAGGAAAACAAACUAUUGAACGUAUGUUAUGUCAUAGAAAAGUACUCAUUGUUCUGGAUGAUGUCGAUCAUCUUGACCAACUAAAGGCAUUAGCCGGAAGUCAUGCAUGGUUUGGUGAUAAGAGCUUAAUAAUAAUUACUACUAGGGAUCAACAUUUGCUAAUAACUCACAAAGUAGACGAGGUUUGUCCUGUGAGUUUAUUAUCAGAGGGCGAAGCUUUUCGACUCUUUAGAAGACAUGCAUAUAAUCCUAAUAACCCUGUAGAAGAUUAUGAGAAGCUUUCUUUACUUGUGAUUUAUUAUGUUAAAGGGCUUCCAUUAGCACUUAAAAUCUUAGGGGCUUUUCUGUAUGGAAAAGACAAAGAUGAGUGGCUUAGUACAUUAGAUAGACUAAAACAUCAUCCAGAAAUGGAUAUUGUGGAAAAACUCAAAAUCAGCUAUGAUGGACUUACACUUGUGGAAAAGGAGUUAUUCUUGGAUAUUGCAUGUUUCUUUAGGAGACAGAAGAAAUCUGAAGCAAUGGAGAUAUUUGAUGCUUGUGGUUUUCACCCUCGUAUAGGGAUAAAGGUGCUGAUACAAAAGGCUCUCAUAACUAUUUCAAUGGAUGGCCAGUUUGAUAUGCAUGAUCUGGUUCAAGAAAUGGGGCACUACAUUGUUAGAGGGCAACAUCCUUACAAUCCUGAAGAACAUAGCAGAGUUUGGCGAAAGGAAGAUAUUGAAGACAUAUGUUCCAUGAAUGCAACGAUGGAAAAUAAUAAGAUUGAAGCCAUACCUCCUGGUGUUUGGUCAUCCAACUUCAUUAUGUUUGUUUCAAGCAUGAAGAAACUAAGGUUCCUUAAAGUGAGUACCACUUCGUUUGAUAAAGGGCCCAGCUUUCUUUCAAAUGAGUUGAGGUAUAUAUAUUGGAAUGGUUAUCCUGCAAGUCUGUUCCCUGAAAAUUUUCAACCAAGGAAGCUUGUUGUUCUAAAAAUGGAAUUCGGCUUACAAAAAGAACUUUGGAAGGGUUACAAGUAUCUACCAUGUUUGAAAGAGAUGGAACUCUUUAACAUGAAAGCACUAGUCAGGAUACCUGAUAUUGGUGGACUGCAAUGUCUUCAGAAGUUGAUACUUGAUAAAUGUGAAAGCUUAGAAGAGAUUCAUCAAUCACUUGGAUCUCUUUCAAGUCUUGCUCACGUAUCUGUAACGGGAUGUAAGAAGCUUAAAAGGUUUCCGACCAUUGUUCGGAUGGACAAACUGAGGAUUCUUGAAAUUUCAGAAUGCAAAGCACUUAUUGAGUAUCCAAAGAUUGAAGCCAAACUGGAUAACUUGGUAGAGUUUUCUUUGGUAAAUGUUGGCAUAGAUAUCUUAGCCUCAACUAUCGGUGAAUAUUGUACCAAACUUUCUUUUGUUGGGUUGGCUGAUUGUUCCAAAUUAAAAGGCAUAGACGAUAACUUUCAUGCUCUGAAAGGUCCACAUAAUUUUCAAUUAUAUGGUGACAAACAAAUUGAGAUGUUGCGAAAAGAUCUAUUCAAUGAAAAUCUAGAUGGGCUUGGUUUAAGAAAGUUGGAUUUAAGUGGGUGUGGAUUGAAUGAUGGUGAUAUACCCAGUGAGAUUGGUGAGCUGUACAACUUACGAGAGCUACAUCUUUGGAGUAAUGAUUUUACACGAUUAGAUUUCAACCUUUCACGACUUACUCGCCUCAAACUCCUUGAUCUGGGUAGUUGCGAAAAUCUUAUUGAAUUGCCUGAGCUCCCAGUAAGUCUAGCUAUUCUCAAGGCAGACUGGUGCGGGUCACUUGAAGACAUCAAAGAUGAUGCUCAUAGAAGAUGUAAAUGGUUAUGUGAAGUAUCAGUUCGAAGAGGGAGAUAUGUAACUGGUGGGGAUAUAUUACUAGAAUCUGUGCUUCAGGGAAAGGCACUUAACAGUGGGUGUAUGAUCCUUCAACUAAAAGAGUUAGAGAUUCCGUGGGGGUUUGAACCUCGUGUGGUAAGAGGGGAUAAAUGUAGAAUGCAACUUCCAGAGAAUUGGUACAAUCACUUUUGUGGAUUCUUAUUCUGCGCAACUUCCCAUGGCUAUAUUGGUGGUCCAAUUGUAAGUAUGAAGCACGUCGAAAAGUCAAUGGGUGGUUCCAUGGAAAUGGGGGUUUCUCAAGACGAUGAGUAUGUGUAUUCGUCAGAGGAGGAAACUGACGACGACGACGACGACGAUGAUGAUGUCUAUUGGGAGGUGGAGGAGACCGAAACAUGUGUGACGUAUUUCCCAUUUAGUUUAUUGAGACACACUUCAUGGUGGGACCCAACAUCCACUGCCGUCGAGAUGGAGUUUCACAACUCAAAGUGUCCGGAAAUUAGGAUGUGUGGAUUGAAGCUGGUUCAGCGCUCUGCUGAAAGUAGUAGUGGUCAAAACGAAACAACACCCACCCAUUCCUCCUUCUGCACCUCUUCUGAUGAUAAUUAUAAAUGUAAAUUAGAUAUUCUACAUGAUUCGAAGUCUGUUUUCAGCUUCAGAUUAUCAAACUUUGUUUCGGGUAAAAAGCUGUAAGCCCGGUUAAUAUCAGACAGAUUAAAACACCUUAAAACUUCAAUUCCAUCCAUACUAAAGACGGAUUCUAUUUCGUUA